AUGCCAAUAGGCCUUGUAUGGUGGGGAAACUGGAAAUACCAUGGCGCACUACCUCGGCUGGAAAGCUCAUCAUUCUGGGGAUCUUGCAAUUACCCUUUCCAAGCACCCAUUAUUCUUCGCCACUGGCCGAGCUCACAGGCUAUUUGCCGAUGGAAGGUUCAACCACGUACGAAUAACUCCUCUAAUUUUAUUAAUAUCUCAAACGCUAAUUCUGAAUUUAAAAAGGCCGUCUGCGCGAUACGUAUUCGAAGAGCCUGUGCCCUCAGCAACACCGAUUGGAUGACAAUUCCUUGGAUUCAUCACCCAAAGACACCCAAAGAUCUGCUCAUAGAUAUUGCCGUGGAGCUUCCUGGUCUUUGUGAGGGCAUCGAUGGUCUGACAUUGCUGGGAAAUUCCGCCGCUGCAUCGAAGUUGAGGACUUUGCUUCGCAGCAGAGCUUUCGAAAUAAUCGCAAAAAUAGCUAUUUGGGAAGCAACACUAUCCAAGCCCACGAUCUUGCUAGAUCCGGACGAGCCACUACCAGAGACUAUCUCGAGCCAAGAACUUGCAAAUAGUCACCUUAUGACUUUUUUCUGGGGUAUCAGUCUUAACGUCUACGGCCAAAUUCUCCCGAUUCUGGACGAAGCUACCGAGGCCUCUCAACUCAAUCCAGAUGCGUGUUGCCGUAAUAUCAUUCGGUCUCUACCCUUGCUUCUCCAUCCUUCAGUUGGGACAUUUCGCCAGCAUCUCGUUCCUUUCCCGGUGAUAGCCUGUUGCGCAUACUUAGCAGCUUGUAAAUCACCUUCUAUGCAGCCGGAGCGAAAACUUCUUGUCUCAUUUUUCCAGAGACGAGAGUUUGCAGCGAUGCGGCCAUUUAUGUCGAGUAUGAACUCACAAAUCUCAUUGUUCACUAAUACAACCUAA
This is a messenger RNA of Penicillium cosmopolitanum, 903 nucleotides long. RefSeq lists its product as uncharacterized. NCBI's taxonomy places the organism in Eukaryota, Fungi, Ascomycota, Eurotiomycetes, Eurotiales, Aspergillaceae. The record is from RefSeq and is a predicted model, not a curated record. The transcript has a single exon. Bases 1 to 903 code for a protein of 300 amino acids.